Molecule: messenger RNA, 633 nt
Organism: Mycotypha africana
Lineage: Eukaryota; Fungi; Mucoromycota; Mucoromycetes; Mucorales; Mycotyphaceae
Exons: 3
Coding region: 1-633 (210 amino acids)
Cellular component (GO): NuA4 histone acetyltransferase complex
Source: RefSeq, a predicted model, not a curated record
AUGCAAGCAAACAAUCAUGAAUGGACCAUUCUCGAAAAAUUGCUUUUAACACAAGCUGUGCAUAAAUAUGGCGAAAAUAUGUGGUUUCAAGUGGCUCGUGUAUUGAAGCAACAUGAACUCAUUCGACAACAAGGAAUCAAUCGUCCAUCUGACUUUUACAGUCAAAAGAAUUGUUCUUUUCAAUAUUAUCUGUUAGUUGAACAACUGGAAAGUGAAACUACCCACAUGUCAAGAAAUGAUUUGAGAAAUGAUAUGCCGGUGGUAGUUCGGGUAGCCAGACAUCUUUAUGCUCAACGUAUGGAAGAGAUUAAAGAAAGCUUGAAGAACAAUUUGAGUGAGUUUAGCCAGCUGGCAGGCGAGGUAAAUUCUAUCCGCAGUGGACAGUGGGAUAGUCAUUUACAGGAAAAGCUCUCACAACAGCAAAAUGGAGAUCAGAAAGCAGAAGCUGUUAAGAAGGAAGAAAUCCAUGUUAACGGUCAAAAGGAUACCAAUAUAGAUACCACUAAUAAUGAUGACAAAGAAAACAAGAUAAUGGAUGAUGCGGGAGGUGCUAAAAGAGCAACCCAUGAAUAUGGAACAGUGCAAGAAACCAAAACAACUCAGCCGCUACUACCUUCGCCACAGAAACAAUAA